Molecule: messenger RNA, 531 nt
Organism: Vollenhovia emeryi
Lineage: Eukaryota; Metazoa; Arthropoda; Insecta; Hymenoptera; Formicidae
Exons: 2
Coding region: 1-531 (176 amino acids)
Source: RefSeq, a predicted model, not a curated record
AUGCAACAUCAGUUCAACAAUCACCACGGAGCCAAGUGGAAGCAGUUUCUGCCGGGUGACCACGUUUAUGACCAGCUCCACUCUUCAACGGACAAGUGGCAAUGGACUCCUGCUACAAUCAUCGAAAAAGUCGGAAAGGCCAACUACAACGUAUGUCUUGACUUGUCAAACAACCAGAGAGUCAUUAAAGCUCACGCAAACCAGCUAAAAACUCGUUACACCAAAAACAAGUUCAAUGACACCUUCGAAAUCCCCGAUUGGCCUGAAACAACUACUCUGACAGGCGAAGCCGACGAGCCAAUCAUCAUCCCGCAACCUCAACAGGACAUCAACAUCAAUCAACCGCCGAACCUUGAUGAAUCCAACUAUGAAGAUGCAGUUGAAGACAUCGAAGAACCAGUAGUUACCCCGGCAGUCGACCAGGAAGAAUUUCAACCCCGACGAUCGGACCGAUCGACCAAAGGAAUUCCCCCCGACCGUUACCAACCAUACUUAAGAGGGGAGGAAUGUGUAUUGUGCGAUUUAAUGUGA